AUGUUAGACGUGAAAGAAAACGAUUGCUUGGUGAAAAGUAAACGCGAUGUUAGACUCUUUCUGAAACGUGUUGUUAGUUGCAUAAAGAAAGGCUUAGAUCGCAGACUAAUUAGGCAUAAAGCAAGAACGAAUAGCUGGUUGAACGGUGUGAAUGUUUAUAGUUUGCUUUAAAUGAACGAUUAAUUUACUACAUUAAUAUGUUAGCGUGAAAAGUAAAUAUUGUUGAAAUAAAAUAAACUGUUGAAUAAAUUUAUAUUAAGUAUUUUUUAAAAAUAAACAAACAUGGACAAAAGAAGUGCUAAAUCAAUAAAACAAAGUGCAUCAGCGACAAAUGCAAAUGCAUCUUCUACCACUUCAGGUAGUAAAUCUUUAGGUGUACAAAAAUUUUAUACAAAAAUAAGACACAAAAUUGAAGAUAACUUUACACCUAAAAUUACCGGAAAACUUUACAAAUGUAAUAAAAAUUCUAUGUCAAUGAGUGCACUAAAUACUGUUGAAUCAGGUACUUCAACAGGACGUUAUAAAACUAUAAGUAAGGCCACUAAUAGUACUAAUAAUCCUGUCGCAAUAUCAGGAGUGCCAGAAGCAACAAAUAAACGUACAUCAUCGGGUAUGUUAAAACAUCGUCAUAUAUUAACAAAAUCUCACAAAAAUUUAACAACAGCCAGUACUACAACUGCGAUUGCGUCGACCGCAACAACAAACAAAUCAAAAAUCAAUGAAAAUUGUCUAAACAGUAAUGUUGCCGGUCAACAAACAGAAAAUAGCUGCAACCUUUCGCCCUUUAGCAAUAGCACUUAUAUAGACAGCGACGAAGAAUGUCAUCUCAGUUUGAAUUUAACAAAAUUAUCACUUGAAGAUGAAAUCUUCGAAGAACUUGAAAAAGUGGCACAUGACGAAUCCAAAUUGAAUGCAGUGCUCAAAAACUUUGAUAAGAUUUUAUACGAUUAUCAGGAAAAUUCAAACUCAAAUGUAGAAAACCAGAAAAGUGUAUUAAACUCAAAAUGUGAAGCAAUGGCACAAUCUCAAACUGAAAUCGAAAACAAACAACUUUCGAUUACUAAACAAAUUAAUGAAGCUGAUGACGUUAAUACGAUGUUGGAGGAGUUGGCUAAGCCUGCAGCGACUACUAAUGAAAUUCAUAAUGAAGAACAACCUGUUGCCGACAUUUUGGCAAAAUCUAAUACAUGCAAUAGCAUACGUACUUGUGCACAAGCCAAACAAAAUAAUAUGAAUAAAAAAACUAAUAAUGAUGAGACAUUGGAAAGUGAAUUUGCAACUAAGCGGCACAAAGAUGUAAAAGUAGAAAAUAUACAGCAAUCAAAAAAUCAGUUGUUGCCGAAAAAACUGGAGAAAUCCAAAUCAAGUUUGUCGAUUACCAAACGUUUUGGUUAUCAAAGUGUAGAUGCAACAGCAAAUUUAGGUAUGCAACAACGUGGUACAAGUGUAAAUAACGUGCGUACCAAAUCAAUGUGGGAGCUGACGCAGUCCAACUCAGCUAGUAAAAUACCAAUAUUAAAAAGUAUGCCAUUGCAAAAGCGUAGCAAUAGUUUCUGUUACAUGAGUAGCCGUAAUGUGGAUAAAUCAUUGUUCCAACAGUCUUUAAAUAACAAUAAGCGAAAAUCUUUUGAACUACUUAAUAAUAAAAACCGUGCCGCAUCUUCUUUAUGUUUAGCCAGCAAAAGUACUAAGAGCCCUACAGUCACUCAACGUCUCAUAAGAAAAUCGCCUACACCUCUUACAACAUCCACACCGCAGUCACUUAAUAAAAUUGGUAUGCCAUCAACUCAGGAUAGAACACAUAAAUUAUACAAUAAAUCACAAAGCUUGGAAGAAACUAAACCACAGUACAGUAAAACACUAGCAGAUUCCAAUUUCGCUACUGACACACUAAAGAAACAUAAAGGAGCUGAACGAAAAACACAGAAACAGCGUGAUGAAUUACUCGAUAAAUGUCUAGAAAAGGGUCAACAAAUAUUGCGAAAAGUUGAGUCAUUAAAUACUGAAGGUGUACGUCGUAUUAACAGCACAACGAAACGGAAUUUAACACGCACAAAGUCCACUAAGACUAGCAUCACAAAGGACAAUAGUACGGGUACCUUAAAAAGACGUCAAAUGCUGAAAAAACUGAAUUAUGCCAAUGAAGAAAAAAUAACACAGCCAGUCUUGGAAUCGUGCAAAAUCAUACCGCCUGUUUUGGGUGAAACUUCAGACAAAAACGCCGAACUCUUAGUGAACGUUGUGCAGGCGUUAAUACCUACUGCCACUAAUAAUACCAGCACUGUAAACAAUAAACUGCAGCUGCCUACCAACCAAAAUAAUGACGCCUAUGAAACGUACAAAUCCAGCACAAUUGAAACAGUGCCAUCACAUAUGCAUCAGCUCAUUGACUAUGUGCAUUUUAAAAAAUCACAGCAUAAUUCCGACAUGGACAAUGAUUCCGACGAUUCUGGUCACAUAUCAAAUGAAAAUGAUGCCACUGCAACGCUGCUCACCGCAUCUACUGUAACUUCAAAUGGUUGCGGUAGCAGUUUGUGUGAAUCAGAUGCAGGAGAAUCUGAUCUGUUGCCUGCACAGCCAAUUAAUACGGGAAAAUCUAAGAAAAUUUCGGCACUUUUGGAAAAAUUUGAAAAGCAAGCGCAGCACACAACCUUGCAACCACAUCUGCCUACCGCAGUGAAGGCAAAUAAGAAAAUUUGCACAACAGUGAAAGUAGCCGAACUGGACGCCGUUCAAUGCAUACAAACUCGUGUUGAAAUAUUUCCAACCUAUAAAAAAGAGGUAACUAUAAGGCUCCUCUAAAAAUCGUUUAAAGUAAUAGACACAUAUUUAUUUGCUUUAGUUACUUAAAGCUUCUUUAACGUUUGUGGUAUAAAUAAACAAAAAUAGUUAUAACUUACAAAACGUUUCACUUUUAUUAUUUUAUUUUAUAUUUUUUUAUUUAUUUCUAAUUAUAUAAUUAAUAAAAUAAUUAUAAUG
Messenger RNA from Teleopsis dalmanni, 2979 nucleotides. RefSeq lists its product as uncharacterized. The coding region runs from base 283 to 2802 and encodes 839 amino acids. The transcript has a single exon. The record is from RefSeq and is a predicted model, not a curated record. Lineage: Eukaryota; Metazoa; Arthropoda; Insecta; Diptera; Diopsidae.